Rubroshorea leprosula is the source of this 979-nucleotide messenger RNA. NCBI's taxonomy places the organism in Eukaryota, Viridiplantae, Streptophyta, Magnoliopsida, Malvales, Dipterocarpaceae. The record is from the annotation of a GenBank genome assembly.
GCUCUUCUUCUUCCCGCUGCAGCCGAACAAAGCCCCUAAGCUGCUGGCAACUUCCUCCCUUGAAAAACCGGUAAAGCUUGAUGAUUUUCCCUUCUCUUCUUGUCCAAGAACCCGAUUUGGAACCCAGAAAUCUUUCCCCCCUGCUGAAGAAUCCGGAUCUGCUCUGUCCUUCCUCUCUUGUCCGCCGGCUGCUCCAGCUUUAUGGGGGCGAAUUGCUUUGAAUUUUCAGUAAGAACAGCCCCUAAUUUCCUUUGUUCUUGCUUGAAUUGGCUUGGGUUAACUUUGAUUGCUCUUGUUCCUCCAAUUUUGGGUAGUUCCCGUGAGCUUCCCCUGCACUUGCCGCCGGCUUCUCUCCCCCUACAGCUCCGGUUUCUACAGCUGGAGAAUUAUGGUUCCUGAUCGUUCUGUCAGUUAGCACUGAGAUUGAGUGCUCGGUUUUAUGCGAGUGAGGAACCGAAACCGAGGACGGGGAAACCACGGGAAGUGAAGAGUUAGAAAGCUAGCCAUUUCGGGAUUGAUAUAGACUUUAGAAGUAAAUCAUGAUCUUGUAAACCAGAGUGUAUUUGGAGAUUUAUGAUAUCAGAGAGAUUUUAUAAUUUGAUCUUCAGAUUUUGAUGGUAUCAGAGUGUGAAUAUGAUAAGUUCUGAGCCUUGUGCAUUUGUGGGACCCGUCUCAUGAGUGCACGGCGUCUGUCGCGUCUCGAAAUUAGAUGGCAGCGGACCUCAUGACACAGACAAAUCUCUGGCGCAAAAUAAAGUAGCACGUACUCAAGAAAAUGGUGCUCAAUGGAAUCCAAGGCAAAACUUUAUCUUAGAAAGAAAAUACACCGAAAGUAAAAGCAAUGGUACUACAAGAUACGCAUAUCUGCAGGGGGAAGUGGUGAAUUAUUGCCAAGUCUAAUAAUACAGUGAAGCCAGUUGCCCGUAUAAGUUUGUUUGUUUGUUUGUUUUUCUUUUUGAAAUAUAUCAGAUUUUUUUUU